AUGGAUGCGCUGUUUUUUUUCCCCAACACCGCACUGGUCAACAUUCUUUUCUUCAAAGUUUCUGUCUCGCCGCAGACAAGCACAACACAGCUCUCCUUUACAAACUUCUUACAACUGCCUUACCGCCUACCCAGAUCAAUUUUCUUCCUUACAGUCUUCCGAGACCCAGCGGCAACAAUGGAGGCCCCCAACAACCAGCAGAUCGUGGAGGCCCUAACCAAGAGCAUCGAAGGUCUCAACAGAGAUGUCGAGCGGAUCAACCGUCGCAUUUCAGAGCUAAAGGCUCUGAGAGCUAGCAUCACGGUGCCAGAGAAGACCACCCAGAAGAUGAAGCGGAGUCUCGCCCCUGUCUUGAUUGAGGACUUUGGCGCUGAGACCGACACCUCCGAUCCUGAUGCGCCCCGAUCUACCUGA
Fusarium vanettenii 77-13-4 is the source of this 414-nucleotide messenger RNA. RefSeq lists its product as uncharacterized. The record is from RefSeq and is a predicted model, not a curated record. The transcript has 2 exons. The coding region runs from base 1 to 414 and encodes 137 amino acids. Lineage: Eukaryota; Fungi; Ascomycota; Sordariomycetes; Hypocreales; Nectriaceae.